Elephantulus edwardii (Cape elephant shrew) is the source of this 2910-nucleotide messenger RNA. RefSeq names its product alanyl (membrane) aminopeptidase (gene ANPEP). Gene Ontology annotation, biological process: proteolysis; peptide catabolic process. NCBI's taxonomy places the organism in Eukaryota, Metazoa, Chordata, Mammalia, Macroscelidea, Macroscelididae. Bases 10 to 2910 code for a protein of 966 amino acids. Gene Ontology annotation, cellular component: cytoplasm. Gene Ontology annotation, molecular function: metalloaminopeptidase activity; peptide binding; zinc ion binding. The transcript has 20 exons. The record is from RefSeq and is a predicted model, not a curated record.
GCCCUCACCAUGGCUAAGGGCUUUUACAUCUCCAAAUCCCUGGGCAUUCUGGCCAUCGUGCUGGGAGUGGCAGCUGUGUGCACCAUCAGUGCCCUGUCCGUGGUGUACUCUCAAGAGAAGCAAAAAAAUGCAGAGAACUCUCGCUUGGAGCAAUCCACAUUGGGGCCUGUCAGUUCCACCUCAGCCCCCGUCACGACCACCACCUUGGACCCGAACCUACCAUGGAACAACUACCGCUUGCCCCUGACGCUGAUACCCGAAUCCUAUGACCUGAAGCUGAGGCCCUUCCUCACCCCCAACAGUGAGGGCCUGUACAUCUUCACCGGCAGCAGCACUGUGCGCUUCACCUGCAAGAACACCACCGAUGUCAUCAUCAUCCACAGCAAGAAGCUAAACUACACAGCUGACUUGGUCCUGCGGAGGGUGGGAGGUUCCCAGGCCCCUACAAUCAAAAGAGUCGAGUGGGUCCUGCACACUGAAUACAUGGUGGUGCACCUGAAUAGCCACCUGGAGGUCAAUGGGCAGUAUGAGCUGCAGAGCCAGUUUGUAGGGGAGCUGGCUGACGACCUGGCAGGCUUCUACCGGAGCGAGUACAUGGAGGGGGGUGUCAAAAAAGUGCUGGCCACCACACAGAUGCAAGCCCCCGAUGCCCGGAAAUCCUUCCCCUGCUUUGAUGAACCAGCCAUGAAGGCCACGUUUAACAUCACGCUCGUCCAUCCCAAAAACCUCGUGGCUCUGUCCAAUAUGCAGCCCAAAGGCCCCUCUACCCCAUUUCCUGAAGAUCCUGACUGGAGCAUCACCGAGUUCGAAACCACACCCAAGAUGUCCACAUACCUGCUGGCCUUCAUUGUCAGUGAGUUCACAUCUGUGAACAGUGUGACACCCAGCGGCAUCCAGAUUCGUAUCUGGGCUCGGCCCAGUGCAACCCGUGAGGGCCAUAGCCAUUACGCCCAAACCGUGACAGGCCCCAUCCUAGAAUUCUUUGCCCAGCAUUAUUCCACACCCUACCCACUGAACAAGUCUGACCAGAUUGCCCUGCCUGAUUUCAACGCGGGUGCCAUGGAGAACUGGGGGCUGGUGACCUAUCGGGAGAGCGCCCUGCUGUACGAUCCACAGUCCUCUUCCAUCGGCAACAAGGAGAGGGUGGUCACUGUGAUUGCUCAUGAACUGGCCCACCAGUGGUUUGGGAACCUGGUCACUGUGGCCUGGUGGAACGACCUGUGGCUGAAUGAAGGCUUUGCCUCCUACGUGGAGUACCUGGGUGCUGACUUUGCAGAACCCACCUGGAAUCUGAAAGACCUCAUAGUGCUGAGUGAAGUGUACCGUGUGAUGGCUGUGGACGCACUGACCACCUCCCACCCACUGUCCUCCCCUGAGAAUGAAGUCAACACUCCGGCCCAGAUCAGCGAGGUGUUUGAUUCCAUCUCCUACAGCAAGGGUGCUUCUGUCAUCAGAAUGCUUUCUGAAUUCCUGACUGAGGACUUGUUCAAGCAGGGCCUGGCGUCCUACCUCCAUGCCUUCUCCUACUCUAACACCAACUACCUGAACCUGUGGGAGCACCUGCAGAAGGCUGUAGACAACCAGAUGACCAUCAAACUUCCUGCCUCCAUCCGCACCAUCAUGGACCGCUGGACGCUGCAGAUGGGCUUCCCCGUCGUCACCGUGGACACCGAGAAGGGGACCAUCUCCCAGAAGCACUUCCUUCUCAAUUCUGAUGCCAACGUCACCCGCCCUUCAGAGUUCAACUACCUGUGGAUCGUGCCCAUCACAUCUCUCAAAAGUGGUGUCUAUCAGGAAAGAUACUGGCUGAACGGCACCCAGCAAGCCGAGCACCCACCGUUCAGAACAACAGCUAAUGAGUGGCUCCUGCUCAACAUCAAUGUCACGGGUUAUUUCCGGGUGAACUACGAUAAUAAUAACUGGGUGAAGAUUCAAAAUCAGCUGCAGAACAAUCCGCAGGUCAUCCCUGUCAUUAACCGCGCCCAGAUCAUCCAGGAUGCCUUCAACCUGGCCAGUGCUCAAAUAGUCCCUGUCACGCUGGCGCUGAACAACACCCUCUUCCUCAUCAAAGAGACAGAGUAUAUGCCCUGGAAUGCUGCCCUAGACAGCCUGAGCUACUUCAAGCUCAUGUUCGACCGCUCUGAAGUCUACGGCCCCAUGAAGAACUACUUGAGGAAGCAGAUACAGCCCCUUUUCAAUCACUUCAAAAGUAUCACCGGUAACUGGACUACCCGACCCCAAAGCCUGACAGAACAGUACAAUGAAGUUAAUGCCAUCAACAUCGCUUGCUCCAGUGGAAUUGUGGAGUGUAAGGAGCUGGUCUUGAGGCUUUUUACUGAAUGGAUGUCCCAUCCUGAAAACAACACGAUCCACCCCAACUUGCGGUCCACCGUCUACUGCCAAGCCAUUGCCCAGGGUGGGGAGAAGGAGUGGAACUUUGCCUGGGAGCAGUUCCAGAAGGCCACCCUGGUGAAUGAGGCUGAUAAACUACGUUCAAGCCUGGCUUGCAGCACUGAGGUGUGGAUCCUGAACAGGUACCUGAGUUACACCUUGAACCCCGAUCUUAUCCGGAAGCAGGAUGCCACCUCCACCAUCAGCAGCAUCGCCAGCAAUGUCCAUGGGCAAAAUCUGGUCUGGGACUUUGUCCGGAGCAACUGGAAUAAGCUCUUUAUUGAUUAUGGUGGUAGCUCCUUCUCCUUCGCCAGUGUCAUCCGGUCAGUGACCCAACGAUUCUCAAGCGAAUUUGAGCUGCAACAGCUGGAGCAGUUCAAGAAGGACUACGCGCACAUUGGCUUUGGCUCAGGCACGCGGGCCCUGGAGCAAGCCCUGGAGCAAACAAGAACCAACAUUGAGUGGGUGAAGAGGAACCAGAAGGUGGUGCUCCAGUGGUUCACAGAAAACAGCAUGUAG